Messenger RNA from Trichosporon asahii var. asahii CBS 2479, 267 nucleotides. Its product is annotated as 60s ribosomal protein l37a. Gene Ontology annotation, molecular function: structural constituent of ribosome. Bases 1 to 267 code for a protein of 88 amino acids. Gene Ontology annotation, biological process: translation. Gene Ontology annotation, cellular component: ribosome. NCBI's taxonomy places the organism in Eukaryota, Fungi, Basidiomycota, Tremellomycetes, Trichosporonales, Trichosporonaceae. The transcript is spliced from 3 exons. The record is from RefSeq and is a predicted model, not a curated record.
AUGACCAAGCGUACCAAAAAGGUUGGCGUCACCGGAAAGUACGGUACCCGUUACGGUGCCUCGCUCCGUAAGACCGUCAAGAAGAUGGAAAUCACCCAGCACGCCCGCUACGCCUGCCCCUCGUGCGGCAAGCGUACCGCCGUCGGUAUCUGGAAGUGCAAGGGCUGUGCCAAGCAGUACGCCGGUGGUGCUUACACCCUCGGCACCCCCGCCGCCGCCACCGUCCGCUCCACCAUCCGUCGCCUCCGUGAGGUUGUUGACGCUUAA